CGGUGAAAACAGUUACUUCGACACCUGUGGCCAUGGAGAGUGCCAGCCCACAUGUGAGAACCCCGCACCCAUCUGUUUACAAGUGUGUAUCCCAGGGUGUCAGUGUAACGCCGGGUUCGCACUGCAGGAUGGGAAGUGUAUUCCCAGGAGUCAGUGCGAGGAUGAUUCAGAAGGGGAGUGUCGUGGACGCUGGAGCACUCCGGAAGGGUGCCGUGGGGAUGACUGUGACCACUCAGUCUCCUGGAUGUACAAUUCCGACACCGAUAAGAUAUUCUUCGAGAUGAGCGCCAGGCAGACCAGUGACAAGUGGCUGGGCAUCGGUUUCUCCAACGAUCGAGUCAUGCCCAACACUGAUGUUAUUGUCGCGGCGGUGUCAUCCGACGGCGGGGUCUCUAUCACUGAUAGGUGGGCAAAUGCACGUGCUAUGCCGCCCGAGGACAGUUCUAACGACAUAGAGGACCCACAGGGAUCAUACAACAAUGGUGUGAUCAACGUCAACUUCACCCGUCAGCGUAACACCGGUGACGACAAUGAUCUAGCCUUCACCGACGAUGACUGCCUUUACAUGUUCUACGCACUAGGGGGCACGUAUAACCAUCGCUCUCAAACCCUUUCCUACCAUCCGACAACACCAACCAUCAGCGAAGAGAAAAUCUGCAUCAGAGGGGUUUGUCGGCCUGACGAAGCUUCAGGCCCGUGUAGCAGCGCCCCCUGUCAGAACGAUGGCAACUGCUGGGAACCCCCGGAUGGAGGAUUCCUGUGUCAGUGCCGCCUGGGCUAUGAGGGUCCCAUCUGUGAGAACUACACCGACCCCUGUCAGACUGGCAGCAACCCCUGCAUGAACGGCGGGACCUGCAUGUACGAGGAGUUCGGGGACGAGCGCUACCCGUCAUGCACGUGCCCCAGUGGUUUCACCGGCAGGGUCUGUGAACUGCCCGUACCGACCGUGUGUGAUGUGAACACGUGCAAGAAUGGAGGGGACUGUCUGACAACACCCUGUUUUCAUGGUGAUGUAGACUGUGAACCAGACGUUAGCUGCGUCUGCCCGGCAGGGUUCACAGGGUACUACUGCGAGUUCGUCUUCGGGAUGUGUGACGAGGACAGUUGCGACAAUGGCGGCGAGUGUCGACAGGUUCCGUUCGAACACUAUUACAGCUGUGAAUGCCGCAAUGGUACCACAGGAGCAAGAUGUGAGUCAACUGGCAUCAUCGAUUGCUCCCAACCUGAUGUAUUUUGGUGUGAUAACGGCCUGUGUGUGCACCAGAACCGUACCUGUAACGAUGAAGACAACUGUGGCGACCGGAGCGACGAAAGAGGCUGUCCUACCGGAGCCUGCAAAAGUUAUCCCUGUAUGAACGGUGCGAGUUGCUGUGACUUGGGUGAGGACGGGUUCUCGUGUCUGUGCCGCCUGGGAUACGAUGGUGAGACCUGCGAGAGCUUUACCGACCCUUGUGGGUCAGGCAACCCCUGUUCAAACAACGGCACAUGUAUGUCAUGGGACAUGGGAGACGGUGUUCCUGCAGAGUACCAGUGCCAGUGUCCUCCAGGUUUCACAGGUAUGACAUGUGAAAUCCCGUUACCAACUGUCUGCGACCAGAACACAUGUCAGAAUGGCGGGAACUGUGUGACAGCAUCUUGCUCUCAAGGCUCAGAAGGCUGCCAACCGGAGGUCAGCUGCAUCUGCCCGGCAGGUUUCACCGGUUACCGCUGCGAGUUUGUGUUGGGAAUGUGCGGGGAGGGGGAGGAGGACUCCUGCUUCAACAACGGCGAAUGCAUGCAAGUGCCAUGUAAAGACUACUACAGCUGUGAAUGCAGGAAUGGUACUGGAGGAGCAAGAUGUGAGUCGACUGGCAUCAUUGAUUGCUCCCAACCUGAAACAUUUUGGUGUGAUAACGGCUUGUGUGUGCACCAGAACCGUACCUGUAACGAUGAAGACAACUGCGGGGACCGGAGCGACGAAAGAGGCUGUCCUACAGGAGCCUGCAAAAGUUAUCCCUGUAUGAACGGUGCGAGUUGCUGUGACUUGGGUGAGGAUGGAUUCUCGUGUCUGUGCCGCCUGGGAUACCAUGGUGAGACCUGCGAGAACUUUACCGACCCUUGUGGAUCAGGCAACCCCUGUGCAAACAACGGCACAUGUAUGUCAUGGGACAUGGGAGACGGUGUUCCUGCAGAGUACCAGUGCCAGUGUCCUCCAGGUUUCACUGGUAUGACAUGUGAAAUCCCGUUACCAACUGUCUGCAACCAGAACACAUGUCAGAAUGGCGGAGACUGUGAGAUCAUAACAUCCUGCUCUGAAGGGUCAGAAGACUGUGAACAGGAGAUCAGCUGCGUCUGCCCGGCAGGUUUCACCGGUUACCGCUGCGAGUUUGUGUUGGGAAUGUGCGAGGAGGGGGAGGAGGACUCUUGCUUCAACAACGGCGAAUGCAUGCAAGUGCCAUGUAAAGACUACUACAGCUGUGAUUGUCACAAUGGUUUCGAUGGACCUCGCUGUGAAAUGAGAGAAUCAUCAGGUGCAAGUGCAGGGUGCAGUCCCAUUGAGGUUGACAUGUGCCGUGAAGCUGUUCCGUACAACACCACAAGGUUUCCCAAUUUGUUGGGUCACCUGUCACAACAGGCCUUCCUGAGCGAUUCAUUAACAUAUCAAUUAGUGGCUGCGUUAAUGGCGAGUGGAUGUCAUCCUGGCGUGGAGUUCGGCGUGUGUUCUGCAGCCGUGCCGCAAUGUGACCGUGAUCAGAUAAAGCCAUGCAAGACAUUCUGUUACGACGUACGACAAAGCUGUGAACCGCUUGUCGUACAGCAGGGUGCAGUAUGGCCAUCUGCUCUGUCCUGCAAUGACUUCCCGGACUUACCAGAGAAGUGUGCCUCUCCGUAUGAGGAAAGAGUGCCAGUGGAAGUUCGCCUCUCUGGAGGAGCGACUGCAAACGAGGGCCGUGUAGAGAUCCGGUUAGGUAACGGACAAUGGGGCACCGUCUGUGAUGACGACUUUGACAUCAACGAUGCUAACGUCGUCUGCAGACAACUCGGAUACGGGUACGCAGUGUCGUACGAAGAAUCCGCUCAUUUCGGGCAGGGAAACGGUUCAAUUUGGUUGGACGAUGUUUCGUGUGGCGGCGACGAGGAAACAUUAUUGGACUGCAGGUCGAACGGCUGGGGGGUGAACGAUUGUAGCCACUUCGAGGACGUUGGAGUUGUUUGUGGAUCGUUCGAGUGUAGUCCGAUAGAGAUUGAGAUGUGCCGAGGAGUUGUCCCCUACAACAUAACGGCUUUCCCAAAUAUUCUGGGUCACAAGUCGCAGCAGGAGUUGCUUGAUGACGCAACGACUUUUCAGCUCAUUGAUGGGAUGAUAGCCAGCCAGUGUCAUCCAGAGGUAGAGUUCGCAGCCUGCUCUGCAAUCGUGCCCAGAUGUGACGGCAAUGUUCGGAUAGGACUCUGUAGGUCUUUCUGUCUUGACGUGAGGUUCAGUUGUGAACAGAGUGUUACACAGCAGGGACACUCGUGGCCAGACUCUCUGUCGUGUCAAGGCCUCGCAGAUCUUCCCGCUGAUUGUUCAACGCCCUAUGAUGAAAGAGUGCCCUUGGACAUUCGCCUUGUCGGAGGAGCGACCUCGAACGAAGGCCGUGUAGAGAUCCGGCUAGGUAACGGAGAAUGGGGAACCAUCUGUGAUGACAGCUUUGAUAUCAGCGAUGCAGGCGUCGUCUGCAGGCAAUUGGGAUAUGAAACCGCAGCUUCGUACGAAGACUCUGCUUAUUUCGGACAGGGUAAUGGCUCUAUUUGGUUAGACGAUGUUGAGUGCGACGGAGAUGAGGAGACUCUACUGGACUGUUCAUCAGGUGGAUGGAGUCAGCACAACUGUGGCCACUCUGAGGACGUCGGAGUCGUUUGCUUGGAUUGCUCCCAACCCGGAGUGAUUCCGUGUGACAACGGAAGGUGUUUCCUGGAGAGUCAAAGAUGUGACAGGGUGGACAACUGUGGGGACCAGACUGACGAGAGAGACUGUAGUUGCUCUGAGCUGGGAGACCUGGAGUGCCCCAAUGGGGCCUGCUACAGGCCUUCAGACGCGUGUAAUGGCGUUAACGACUGUGGUGACUGGGCAGAUGAGGACAACUGCACUUCAUGCCUCGGUUUUGGCACGCUUUACCGCUGUCGGAACAGAAGAUGUUUGCGUCAGGAAAACAUUUGUAACGGCGUGGACGACUGUGGAGAUGGAUCAGACGAGUCCCCAGAAAUCUGUCUUUACGAUGCCUCCUGCAAGGACUACCAUUUCACGUGUAAUGACAACAAGUGCAUUCCAUUGGGUUUGAAAUGUGACGGUGCUGAGGACUGUGCUGACGGUUCCGAUGAGCUCGGCUGUGCCUACCUCUCCACCUGUGGGAUGAGGCGUAUCCAACCACAGAGGACCAGAAUAACAUACGGAGAUGACGCAGCUGUGGGGAAGUGGCCAUGGCAGGUGCAGCUAACACUUGCAGGAAGCAACAGUUUUGUGUGUGGUGGGACACUCGUCGGUGGGCAGUUUGUCGUGACAGCUGCUCACUGUCUGGAGCCCUUCAACUUUCAAAUUUAUUCCAAUAAUCCCUGGUGGGAAGACUACGGUGUCGUGCUGGGUGGAUGGCGCAGUGCGUACUCUCCGUUUGAGGAAGGGAGAGAAGAGCCUGGCAUCAGACAUGCAGUUAUUCAUAAAGAUUACGACACGGGAAGUCACAAGAACGACAUUGCCGUACUUCAACUGAAAUCCUACGAAGACAACGACUACAUCAACAGCGCCUGCCUCCCAGGAGCGGACACCGAGUUUGGCACCAACUCUCACUGCUUCGUCACGGGGUGGGGGAACACGGAAAAUGGUACACAGCCAGACUUCCUGCAAGAUGCCAGGGUUGCCCUCAUACCAGACAGCGCGUGCCUGUCGAAUGUGUCGUAUGGAUCAAGGUUCUACCAGGAGGAGAUGAUCUGUGCAGGCUACUGGGAUGGCAAGGUCGACACCUGUCAAGGAGACUCAGGUGGCCCGUUAGUUUGUGCGCGGGAGGAUAACCGAUGGUAUUUGACCGGAGUUACGAGUUGGGGUGACGGCUGUGGAAUUGCCAGGAAACCGGGAAUAUCCGCCAGGGUCACCAACUACAUUGACUGGAUAAAGAGCAUCAUGAACAACACCUACGCCUGUAGCUGGGAUGGAAGUUACACGUGUGAGGACACUGGUGCCUGCAUCCCCGGUAGUCUCCGAUGCGAUGGCAAGAUAGACUGUGAGAACGGCGAUGACGAGCAGGAUUGUCAAGAUUCCGGUCCAUCGUCCCUUGAAAUGCGACUUGUUGGAGGAGCAACAGAAUACGAGGGUCGUGUAGAGAUCCAAAACAGCGACGGUACCGGACAAUGGGGAACGAUCUGCGACGACGACUUCGACCUUAAUGACGCAAGGGUUGUCUGCAGACAACUCGGAUAUGGCUUUCCACUACAAUACACGUCAGGCGUCUUUGGGGAGGGCAGCGGUUCUAUCUGGUUAGACGAUGUGCAGUGUGAGGGAGACGAGGAGACAUUACUGGACUGUCCUUCCAACGACUGGGGCGAGCAUGACUGUGGCCACUACGAAGAUGUAGGGGUCAUCUGUUCAAAUACAACAGGCAACGUGUCUUUGGAAGUACGGCUUGUCGGAGGAUCCAGCGCGAACGAGGGUCGUGUAGAGAUCCGUAUUGGGAACGGAGAAUGGGGCACCAUCUGUGACGACAGCUUUGAUAUCAAUGCCGCUAACGUCGUCUGCAGACAACUUGGAUAUGGCAAUGCUGCUUCGUACGAAGGCUGGGCUUAUUUCGGACAGGGUACUGGCUCUAUUUGGUUAGACGAUGUUGAGUGCGACGGAGAUGAGGAGACUCUACUGGACUGUUCAUCAGGUGGAUGGAGCCAGCACAACUGUGGCCAUUCUGAAGACGUCGGUGUCGUCUGCUUGGAUUGCUCCCAACCCGGAGUGAUUCCGUGUGGCAACGGAAGGUGUUUCCUGGAGAGUCAAAGAUGUGACAGGGUGGACAACUGUGGGGACAAGACAGACGAGAGAGGCUGUUUCAGUAGGGUUGUCUCUGCCGACUUGACCUUACCUGGUGAAGUUUUCAGUGAGGACCUUAACGACAGGAAUAGCCCGCGGUACCGGAUGCUGGCAGGGACGUUGGAGAGUGAGGUAUCCAAGGCCUUUGAAGACAUCUCCACCUUUCGACAGGCAACUGUGAAGAGUUUUCGCGCCGGCAGUGUAAUUGCUGGUAUGGACAUGGAGUUUGAGAACAACGGGCAAGCUCCAGACCCAGAGACUGUGGUAGGGUCCCUCCAGCAGCACAUAGAAGAUAAUGGAGGACGUCUUGGAAACCUGAGUGUGAGCCAAGUGGACGCCGUUGCAUCCAGAGAUUCGUGUGAGCCAGUGCCAAGUGGAUUCGAAUUCUGCAGUCCCUACAUCGAUUAUAACGUCAUUCGGUUCCCCAACCCGUUCAACCAUACCUCUCAGCUGGACAUCGCAACUUCAGCCGAGUUUCGAGACUUCUCAGCCUUGAUAACAAACUUCUCAAUUUGCUAUCCGAACAUUUACCAGGUUUACUGCCCAACGUUCUUGCCCAAAUGUGAGAGUGGUUCUCAGGUGUUCCUGUGUAGAAGUGUCUGUGAGGAGGUCAAUGCAGCAUGCGCACCACGAGGACUGUCUCUACCGUUCUCCUGUGACGUUUUCCCUGCUGAUGGGACCCAGGAGUGUCUUACCAUAGGUGCACAGACGUGUCAGCCUGUGACUUACGACCGUUGUAGAAACAUGCCCUACUCGGAAACAGCUUUGCCUCCUGGAGUGCCGAUGGAAGCUGUUGUUGCGGUUGCAGACGGGUUCUUCGCAACAGCGGACAGGAUUGCGGGAUGCCAUCCGGACUUAGACGCGUUUGCGUGCUCAUUCUCAUUCCCGCCGUGCACGUCUACCGGAAUUAGAUAUCCCUGUGCAUCAUUCUGCAAUGAGAUAAUUGAUGCCUGUACGGACGAGGCCAACGCAACCGGGAUUGACUGGGACCCUAAUCUUUGUACCGUGCUUCCACCAGGCAGCUAUACAGAGGACUGCUUUGCCCCUCGUGAAUCAGAAUGCGAUCCAAUACCUUUCGACCGUUGCCAAAACAUGCCCUACUCCGACACAUCAUUCCCAACCUGGUCAGGAUGGCAGGGUCCGACCGAGGCCAUCGGGAAUGCAACAGAGAUAUUUGGAGCCCUUGACCAGAUUUCGUACUGCCACGAAGACCUACACUUUUUCCUGUGCUCUCUAUACUUUCCUUCUUGUACAGCGAUAGGACUCAACUUCCCAUGCCGCUCUUUCUGUGACGAAAUAAAUAACGCAUGCGGGCUGACAGCCUUAAUCAAUGGCAUUACGUGGGACUUAAGCGGCUGUACCAUGCUUCCUGCAAGCAGUUAUGAAGAGGGGUGCAUCGCUCCUGACCAGCAAGCCUCGUCGUCAUGUGAGCCAAUACCAGCCGGAUGGGAAUAUUGCAGUUCUUUCAUCGAUUAUAACUACACUGGAUUCCCCAACGUGUUCAACCAUGCCUCUCAGCUCGACAUGGUGGUGUCAGCCGAGUUUCAAGGUUUCACCGCCAUGUUGGCAAACAUCUCUAUUUGCUAUCCGAACAUUUACCAGGUGUACUGUCCAACGUUCUUGCCCAAAUGUGAGAAUGGUUCUCAGGUGUUCCUGUGUAGAAGUGUCUGUGAGGAGGUCAAUGCAGCAUGCGGCCCACGAGGACUGUCUCUACCGUUCUCCUGUGACGUUUUCCCUGCUGACGGAACCCAGGAGUGCAUGACCAUAGCCUCGCCGUCAUGUGAGCCAAUACCAACCGGAUGGGAAUUCUGCAGUUCUUUCAUCGAUUAUAACUACACUGGAUUCCCGAACAUGUUCAACCAUGCCUCUCAGCUCGACAUGCUGAUGUCGACCGAGUUUCAAGGUUUCGGCGCCAUGUUGGCAAACUUCUCCAUUUGCUAUCCGAACAUUUACCAGGUUUACUGCCCAAUGUUCCUGCCCAAAUGUGAAAAUGGUUCUCAGGUUUUCCUAUGUAGAAGUGUCUGUGAGGAGGUCAAUGCAGCAUGCGCACCAAGAGGAUUGUCUCUACCAUUCUCCUGUGACGUUUUCACUGCUGACGGAACGCAGGAGUGUCUUGCCAUAGAUGCACAGCCGUGUCAGCCUGUGACUUACGACCGCUGUAGAGGCAUGCCCUACUCGGAAACAGCUUUGCCUCCUGGACUGCCGAUUGAAGUUGUCGUUGCGAUGGCAGACGGGUUCUUUGCAUCAGCGGACAGGAUUGCUGGUUGUCAUCCGGACUUAGACACGUUUUUGUGCUCAUUCUCAUUUCCACCGUGCACGUCUACCGGAAUUAGAUAUCCUUGCGUCUCCUUCUGUAAUGAGAUAAUUGAAGCUUGUACGGACACGGCCAUCGCAGCUGGGAUUGAGUGGGACCCUAAUCUCUGUGCCAUGCUUCCACCAGGCAGCUAUGAAGAGGACUGUUUUGCGCCACGUGCAACGUCAGAAUGUGAAACAGUACCUUACGACCGUUGCCAAAAGAUGCCCUACUCCGACACGUCAUUCCCGAACUGGUUAGGGUGGCGAGGACCGACAGAUGCCGUCGGAAACGCAACAGAGAUAUUUGGAGCCCUCGAUCAGAUUUCCGAUUGCCACAAGGACUUGGAGUUCUUUUUGUGCUCGCUGUACUUCCCGUCAUGCACAUCGACAGGAAUCAAAUUCCCAUGUCGCUCCUUCUGUGAUGAGAUAAAUAACGCAUGCGCACUCCGAGCCCUUUCCAUGGGCAUUCCUUGGGACACCGCCGGCUGUACCACCCUGCCAGUCAGCAGCUACCAGGAGGGGUGCCUCGCUCCUCAAGCGACGUGCGAUGGCUGGUCAUAUGAAUGUUACGGAUCCCCUGGAAGCUGUGUGGGUGCUUGGGAGUUCUGUGAUGGAAACGGAUUUUGUCCCUACAAUGACGACGAACAUAGCUGCGGCAACUACACAUGCACGCCCAUUGAGCUGGGGUACUGCCAAGGAGAAGUUCCCUACAACAGAACGCUUCUCCCGAACUACUUUGGACAGGAGAGCACAAUAAUGAUUGAAGAGUCUGACAUACAUCAGAACGUGUCUCUUCUGGCUGAUACGGCUUGUCAUGAACACGUGAAAUUCCUCUACUGUCAUAUGGCAGUUCCAGAGUGCAUUAGGGAGGGUGUACGCGGCCAGCCCCUGUGUCGCACCCUGUGUGAGGAGGUCAGACAGAAUUGUGCAGAGGAAAUAAAGGAGAUAGGGUUCCAGUUUGAUAAGAGCACGUGUGACAGUAUCUUUCCGGAUUCUGUUCAGAAUGAUACGUGCAAAAUAGCAAAAGAAUUCAACUGCACGUUUGACGAUGACACCUGUGAAUGGAUGGCUGGCAACAAUAGCCAGGCAGCGAGGAUUCAGCCAGCAUCGGACUCUGGUAACUAUGUAUCACUGAAUGGCGCCUCGUCAAAGCUAACUAGUCCAACGAUGUACACGGAUAACAAAUGCCUGAGGAUGCGGUAUUUCGUGAGAGGUGACGGCAGCAGGUUAUCGGUAUACGUGACGGGACCGGACGGUAACAGCUUCAGCACGUGGCGCCAGUCAUCUACUUAUGAUGGAGAUGGGCGGGAUGAAGAUGGGAUGGCUGAUGAUGGGCGGAGUGAGGAGGAGGAACUGCAGUGGUCAUCUAUCAAUCUGAACAUCAAUAAAGGAUGGCCUUGGUUCAAGGUGUCUUUGGACGCGUAUGUAGCCGAAGAGGGAGAGGUAGGAGUUGACGAUGUUACUCUCUCCGACGGAUCAUGUGGAGGAGAAGAAGUUUCUCCUGGAUGCGAGCCGAUGAAGUUCGAACGUUGUCUGGACAUGCCUUACAAUUUCACCACCUACCCGAACGUGCUGGGCUGGGAGAGAGAUCUGUCCUUUCACCUCUCGCCGGGAACCUUCCAGGCGUUUGACCAGAUCGCGGACUGCCAUCGUGAUCUGCAGUUCUAUCUCUGCUCGUUCAUCUUCCCUGAAUGUACAUCAUCAGGAAUUAGACUUCCAUGCCGUACGUUCUGUGAGAGCGUCACUACUGCGUGCGCAGCAAGAGCGAAUGCGCUCGGCCUCACCUGGGACCCCAAUGGCUGCCAAAGCCUAUCAGAUGAUCAACCAUACUGUUCUGUACCAGAAGAAGCCCAAUGUGAGCCGAUUGAAAUUGGCAUGUGCAGAAAUGCUGUGCCAUACAACACCACCACGUUCCCCAACCUGCUGGGCCAUGUUUCCCAGCAAGCUUUCCUUACCGACCAGGACAGCGUCAACACAAUCACCGCUCUGAUGAACAGUGGCUGUCAUCCUGAUGUUCAAUUCGCCGUCUGCUCUGCGCUGGUGCCAAAUUGCGUCGACUCAAUGCGGAUGCCUCCAUGCAGAGACUUCUGCAAUGAUGUGAGAGAGAGCUGCGAACAGAUUCUCACAAUGAGUGGAGAGAUGUGGCCAUUUGAAUGUGACAAUUUUCCUCCCCGGGGUAGAUGUACGUCACCCUAUCCAGUCGUGGUCUCUGCCGACUUGACGUUACCUGAUGAAGUUUUCACUGAGGACCUCAAUGACAUGGAGAGCUCGCAGUACCGGAUGCUGGCAGGGACUUUGGAAAGAGAGAUACCCAAAGCCUUUAGGGCUACAUACAGCUCCAGUCGGGCAACUGUGACGAACUUUCGCCCGGGGAGCGUAGUUGCCACCGUUGACAUGGAGUUCCAGAACACUGGCCAAGCCCCAGAAUCAAACGAGGCCGCGAUAGCAACUCUGCAGCAGUACAUCAGCGAAAACGGGGGACGUCUUGGCAGACUGAGUGUGAGCCAAGUUGUCGGUGUACCUCCAGCAACGUCAGAAUGCAGCCCAAUACCUUACGAUCGCUGCCAAAACAUGCCUUACUCCGACACGUCAUUCCCCAACUGGUUAGGGUGGCAAGGACCAACAGAUGCCGUCGGAAACGCAACAGAGAUAUUUGGAGCCCUCGAUCAGAUUUCCGAUUGCCACAAGGACUUGGAGUUCUUUUUGUGCUCACUGUACUUCCCAUCAUGCACAUCGACAGGAGUCAUAUUCCCAUGUCGCUCCUUCUGCGAUGAGAUAAAUAACGCAUGCGCACUCCGAGUCCUUUCCAUUGGCAUUCCUUGGGACACCGCCGGCUGUACCACCCUGCCGAUCAGCAGCUACCAGGAGGGAUGCCUCGCUCCUCAAGCGACGUGCGACGGCUGGUCAUACGAAUGUUAUGGAUCCCCUGGAAGCUGUGUGGGUGCUUGGGAGUUCUGUGAUGGGAACGGCUUUUGUCCCUACAAUGACGACGAACAUAGCUGCGGCAACUACACAUGCACGCCCAUUGAGCUGGGGUACUGCCAAGGAGAAGUUCCCUACAGCAGAACACUUCUCCCGAACUACUUUGGACAGCCGAGCACAAUGAUGAUUGAAGAGUCCGACAUACACAGGAACGUGUCUCUUCUGGCUGAUACAGCUUGUCAUGAACACGUGAAAUUCCUCUACUGUCAUAUGGCAGUUCCAGAGUGCAUUAGGGAGGGUGUACGCGGCCAGCCCCUGUGUCGCACCCUGUGUGAGGAGGUCAGACAGAAUUGUGCAGAGGAAAUAAAGGAGAUUGGGUUCCAGUUUGACAAGAGCACGUGUGACGGUAUCUUUCCGGAUUCCGUUCAGAAUGAUACGUGCAAAAUGGCAAAAGAAUUCAACUGCACAUUUGACGAUGACACCUGUGAAUGGAUGGCUGGCAACAACAGCCAGGCGGCGAGGCUUCAGCCAGCAUCGGACUCUGGUAACUAUGUAUCACUAAAUGGCGCCUCGUCAAAGCUAACUAGUCCAACGAUGUACACGGACAACAAAUGCCUGAGGAUGCGGUAUUUCGUGAGAGGUGACAUCAGUAGGUUAUCAGUAUACGUGACGGGACCGGACGGUAACAGCUUCAGCACGUGGCGCCAGUCAUCUACGUAUGAUGGAGAUGGGCGGGAUGAAGAUGGGAUGGCUGAUGAUGGGCGGACUGAGGAGGAGGAACUGGAGUGGUCAUCCAUCAAUCUGAACAUCAACAAAGGAUGGCCUUGGUUCAAGGUGUCUUUGGACGCGUAUGUAGCCGAAGAAGGGGAGAUAGGAGUUGACGAUGUUACUCUCUCUGACGGAUCAUGUGAAGGAGAAGAAGAAGUAUCUCCUGGAUGCGAGCCUAUGAAGUUCGAACGUUGUCUGGAUAUGCCUUACAAUUUCACCACCUACCCGAAUGUGCUGGGCUGGGAGAGAGAACUGUCAUUCCACCUCUCCCCGGGAACCUUCCAGGCGUUUGACCAGAUCGCGGACUGCCAUCGUGAUCUGCAGUUCUAUCUCUGCUCGUUCAUCUUCCCUGAAUGUACACCAUCAGGAAUAAGACUUCCAUGUCGUUCGUUCUGUGAGAGCGUCACUGUGGCGUGCGCAGCAAGAGCGAAUGCCCUCGGCCUCACCUGGGACCCCAAUGGCUGCCAAAGCUUAUCUGAUGAUCAACCAUACUGUUCUGUACCAGAAGAAGAGGGCUGUCCCGAAGGACAUUAUAAAUGCUUUGGUUCAGGGCAAUGCGUUGGCCCAUGGCAAUUCUGUGACGGAAUACCAGUCUGCCCUUACAAUGAUGAUGAAAGUGAAGAAGCCUGUGGAACAUACAACUGUAUGCCUAUGGACUUCGGGUACUGCCAGGGUGUGAUCAACUACACCAGCGCAUUCUUCCCCAACUACUACGGCCAGGAGAAUGUGACAGUGAUCGAACAAUCAGACGUCCACCAGCUAGCUGUCAAUUUUGCCAAUACAAAUUGCCAUCCUGAUAGCAACUUAUUCUACUGCCACUUGGUGGUUCCGGAGUGUAUCGAGGAUGGGGUCCGAGGCAAACCAGUUUGUCGCGCCGUGUGUGAAGAAGUGCGGCAGGAGUGUUCAGACGAAGUCGACUCUUUGCAAGUCCCACUUACCAAAGAAUGGUGCUACGCAACGUUCCCUGACUCUGUCCACAAUGACACCUGCAUACUUUUUAAAGGAGUCAACUGUACAUUCGACUACGACUUCUGCAACUGGAACCAAGUUGAGUCGGGAAGUUCAGAUCAGCCAUGGAUGCAAGUAGCCAGCUCUCCAGGACAAGGAAAGCAUGUAGCUUCCAGUGCUUCAUCGUCGCAAUUGCUCGUCAGCCCAAGGAUCUAUACAGAUGACAAGUGCAUGAAGUUCCAGUACAAGCUGACAGGAGGUGACAGCAGGGUCCUUGUCAAACUGAUGGGGCCAAAUGGCAUGUCCUGGAACGCCUGGAACACGACAACCUCCAGGUCUGUGAGCAACAACUGGACCACCGCGAGCAUCAGCAUCAGGACGGGUCUAGACUCAGUCCAGGUGUCAAUUCAGGCAUUUGUAGAUGGUGAUGGCGAUGUUAGUAUUGACAAUGUGACCCUGUCUGAUGGCCCAUGCCGCGAAGAAAAAGCCAAGUGCGAACCGAUCAUGAUAGACGUUUGCCAAGGCGUUGUGCCGUACACUGCAACACUGUUCCCAAAUCUACUGGGCCACAGUUCUCAACAGGCCUUCUUAUCUGAUCCAGACAGUGUCAAUACCGUCAACCUGUUGAUGAACAGUAACUGUCAUCCUGACAUAAGAUUUGCUGUGUGUUCUGCACUGGUUCCAAACUGUGUGGACUCAAAACAGCUGCCACCCUGUAGAGGUUUUUGUAUUGAAAUCAGAGCAUCCUGCCAACCGAUGCUGGCGAUGGCUGAUCAGGAGUGGCCUUUUGAAUGUGAAAUGCUCCCGUUUGAAUUCCAAGGAGAAUGCACGACACCGUCCCCAGCUCAAUGUAAGCCAAUUGAAAUCGGCAUGUGCAGAAAUGUUGUGCCAUACAACACCACCAUGUUCCCCAACCUGCUGGGCCAUGUUUCCCAGCAAGCUUUCCUUACCGACCAGGACAGCGUUAACACAAUCACCGCUCUGAUGAACAGUGGCUGUCAUCCUGAUGUUCAAUUUGCCGUCUGCUCUGCGCUGGUGCCAAACUGCGUCGGCUCAAUGCGGAUGCCUCCAUGCAGAGACUUCUGCAAUGAUGUGAGAGAGAGCUGCGAACAGAUUCUCACAGUAAGCGGAGAGAUGUGGCCAUUUGAAUGUAACACUUUUCCUCCCCGGGGUAGAUGUACGUCACCCUAUCCAGUUGUGGUCUCUGCUGACUUGACUUUACCUGAUGAGGUUUUCACUGAGGACCUCAAUGACAUGGAGAGUUCGCAGUACCGGAUGCUGACAGGGACUUUGGAAAGAGAGAUACCUAAAGCCUUUAGGGGUACAUACAGCUCCAGUCGGGCAACUGUGACGAACUUUCGCCCGGGGAGCGUAGUUGCCACUGUUGACAUGGAGUUCCAGAACACUGGCCAAGCCCCAGAAUCAAACGAGGCCGCGAUAGCAACUCUGCAGCAGUACAUCAGCGAAAACGGGGGACGUCUUGGCAGACUGAGUGUGAGCCAAGUAGUCGGUGUACCUCCAGCAACGUCAGAUUGCGACCCAAUACCUUACGACCGUUGCCAAAAGAUGCCCUACUCCGACACGUCAUUCCCGAACUGGUUAGGGUGGCAAGGACCAACAGAUGCCGUCGGAAGCGCAACAGAGAUAUUUGGAGCCCUCGAUCAGAUUUCCGAUUGCCACAAGGACUUUGAGUUCUUUUUGUGCUCAUUGUAUUUCCCGUCAUGCACAUCGACAGGAGACAUAUUCCCAUGUCGCUCCUUCUGCGAUGAGAUAAAUAACGCAUGCGCACUCCGAGCCAUUUCCCUUGGCAUUCCUUGGGACACCGCCGGCUGUACCACCCUGCCAGUCAGCAGCUACCAGGAGGGGUGCCUCGCUCCUCAAGCGACGUGCGACGGCUGGUCAUACGAAUGUUAUGGAUCUCCUGGAAGCUGUGUGGGUGCUUGGGAGUUCUGUGAUGGAAACGGCUUCUGUCCGUACAAUGACGACGAACAUAGCUGCGGCAACUACACAUGCACGCCCAUUGAGCUGGAGUACUGCCAAGGAGAAGUUCCCUACAGCAGAACACUUCUCCCGAACUACUUUGGACAGGAGAGCACAAUGAUGAUUGAAGAGUCCGACAUACAUAGGAACGUGUCUCUUCUGGCUGAUACGGCUUGUCAUGAACACGUGAAAUUCCUCUACUGUCAUAUGGCAGUUCCAGAGUGCAUUAGGGAGGGUGUACGCGGCCAGCCCCUGUGUCGCACCCUGUGUGAGGAGGUCAGACAGAAUUGUGCAGAGGAAAUAAAGGAGAUUGGGUUCCAGUUUGACAAGAGCACGUGUGACGGUAUCUUUCCGGAUUCCGUUCAGAAUGAUACGUGCAAAAUGGCAAAAGAAUUUUAA
Messenger RNA from Branchiostoma floridae (Florida lancelet), 15337 nucleotides. RefSeq lists its product as uncharacterized. Gene Ontology annotation, molecular function: Wnt-protein binding; Wnt receptor activity; calcium ion binding. Gene Ontology annotation, biological process: non-canonical Wnt signaling pathway; proteolysis; canonical Wnt signaling pathway. NCBI's taxonomy places the organism in Eukaryota, Metazoa, Chordata, Leptocardii, Amphioxiformes, Branchiostomatidae. Gene Ontology annotation, cellular component: plasma membrane. The record is from RefSeq and is a predicted model, not a curated record. Bases 245 to 15337 code for a protein of 5030 amino acids. The transcript has 97 exons.